GGGGGCCUGGGCCUGGGCCGGGGCGGGCGGAGAGCGGAGGGACCCGGGGAGACCGGGCCGGGGGCAGCAUGGAGUACGUGAGUGCCGAGCAGCUGGCGGGGUUCAGCAAGUACAAGUACAGCGCCGUGGACAGCAACCCCCUGUCCCUGUACAUCAUGCACCCCUUCUGGAACACCAUAGUGAAGAUCUUCCCUACCUGGCUGGCCCCAAAUUUGAUCACGUUCUCUGGCUUCCUCCUGCUUGUCUUCAACUUCUUCCUCAUGGCAUACUUCGACCCUGACUUUUAUGCUUCUGCUCCUGAUCACCAGCACGUUCCAAACACAGUGUGGGUCAUUGUGGGCAUCCUCAACUUCAUGGCCUACACCUUAGAUGGGGUUGAUGGGAAGCAGGCUCGGCGCACCAACUCCAGCACCCCUCUGGGAGAGCUCUUUGACCACGGCCUGGACAGCUGGGCCUGUGUCUUCUUUGUGGUGACAGUCUACUCCACCUUUGGACGAGGCUCCACGGGCGUCAGCGUCUUCGUUCUCUACCUCCUCUUAUGGGUGGUCUUGUUUUCAUUCAUCCUCUCCCACUGGGAGAAAUAUAACACAGGGAUUCUCUUCCUGCCCUGGGGAUAUGACAUCAGCCAGGUGACCAUUUCAAUUGUCUACAUAGUGACAGCCAUUGUGGGAGUUGAGGCCUGGUAUGCACCUUUCCUGUUUAAUUUCUUAUAUAGAGACCUAUUCACUGCAAUGAUUAUUGCUUGUGCCCUCACUGUGACGCUGCCCAUGAGCCUCUAUAACUUCUACAAGGCCUAUAAAAAUAACACCUUGAAGCACCACUCUCUGUAUGAGAUCAUGCUGCCACUGGUAUCCCCAGUGCUGCUGUUCCUGCUCAGCACCACUUGGAUCUUCAUGUCCCCAACAGACAUCUUGGAGGUUCAUCCCAGGCUCUUCUAUUUCAUGGUUGGAACAGCCUUUGCUAACAUUUCUUGCCAGCUGAUUGUCUGUCAGAUGAGCAGCACCCGGUGCCAGCCCCUCAACUGGAUGCUGCUUCCCAUUGCUGCUGUGCUGCUCCUGGUGGUGUCAGGCUUGGUGCCCAACAGUGAGACUCUGCUGCUCCACCUCCUGACUGCUCUGCUCACCCUGGCACACAUCCACUACGGGGUGGUGGUGGUGAGCCAGCUCAGCAGGCACUUCAACAUCCGGCCCUUCUCCCUGAAGAAGCCCACCCCGGACUGACUAGGAGCAGAGGAGGAGCAGAGGGGGCUGCGGGCUGGGGCAGAUCUGUAAAUAACAAUAACUGCUGCAAAAAUCCCUGUAAAUAACCUCCCACCAUCCCCACGGAUCUAAACCUUCCCUCUGGAGAAGACAUCGGGACAAAGCCCGCAGGGGACCCGGUGCAGCCGGGGCAGGGCUGGUGCUGGGCAGCCCCCCCUGCUCCUGGAGGAGUGCAAGCUUGUGGUUUUGGGGUGAAACUGGUGGGCUUGUGGGUCAUGUUACUGUAGAUUGAGACCAGCUGAAUGUUCCCCGGGGCAACCUCAGGCUCCAGCUCUUGCUCAGGUGAAGCUGGUGGGGAUGGGAAUGGCUUUACCCGAGCAAAGCAUCUUGAGCUGUCACCCAAUCCCAGUGGAAAGGCUGGUAGGGACAGGGGGGAGUUUCUUCUCUCUCCCUGAUCUGCUGGACAGCCUUUCCCUGGGCUGGUACGUAGGGAGCAGGAGGUGACAGCCCUCCCACGUUCUGUCCUGCCUUCCUGCACUCAGUUUGGGCAAAGACUUGCACCAUUUUUUUUUUUUUUUUCAAGAGUGAAAAACAAAGCCCAACAACACACAAACCUUCUAAUAAUAUCAUACUUGAGGAGCUUAGAAAAUCAGGGUUCAGUUUCCUGUUACAAGUGGGUAAAGCAGCUUCUGCUGUGCUAUGGGGACCUGGGACCACAUCUCAACCACGUUCCACACAGCCUGGGUGUGUUCCCUGCCCAGGAGUGGGCUCUGGGCUCCCCAGGGCAGCAGAAAGUGGCUUCCCCCAUCCUGCCUGACCCCCCUCAGCCUGCCAGGGCUGCUCCAGCCCAGCUCUGCUGGGUCCUUGCAUGCAGCCCAGGCUCAGCCCUUCCCCAUCCCCAGCAGCCAACAAACCCACUGCUUGGUGCUGCUCUGGUUCUUGGUGUGCACCUUCAGGAAGCUCACAGACAUGUGUGUGUGCCUGUGUCUGGUCCAAAUAUCCCUUUUCCUUUCAAAAAGCCCAGCCUCCUCGAGGGCUUGCAUGUCUCAUCCAGGGAUGUAUUUUGUUUACUGUCCGUUUGGGAAAGCCUCAUGUUUGCAUUGGUUGAUUUUUAUCUUUCGUUUUGUUUUCAUGAUUGGAGUUUCAGAGUGGGGUGGUGAAGCCUGAAUGCUGAUUUCCUUUUCUGGUUCACUUCUGUUUAAUGGAUGAGCUGUGCUUGAAUGAAGAGUGCAGCUAAAAGCCAGGCUCUGGAAAGGCUGCAUCCGGAAGCCAACAAGCACAAGCAGAUUCUGCAGGUGGAAGUUUUAUUUUUAAAUUACCAUGGGAACAAAACUCACUUACACCCUCACUGCUGAUCCAGGUGGGUUCCUUGAAGCUGGGUCACAACCUUGAAGGGAAACCUUCCAGUGUGUAGCUACUAUUUAAAGCUUUCUUUUUAUUUUGCUUCUCUUUUUUUUUUUUAAUUUUUUUUUUAAUUUUGCUUUUUUGUUGUCGUUUUGGUUUGGGUUUUUUUUCUUUGUAAAUUGGAAUUCUUCUUGUGCAGAGACAUUGAAACCCUGAGCCCAGCUCAUGGUACACCCUGGCAGGAGCCAGCUGGGAGGGGUCUUCCUUGUGUCUGCAUGGCUGCCACAAGAGGGUGGCUGAUUUGGGGAGAAAAAAAAGGGUUUUCCAGUUGAAUAAAGUAGCUUGCUCCUAUAUCUAUAUUCUGCUGACCUUGUACAGAAAACAAACAAGCAAAAAAAAAAACCCCAAGCAACCCAAGCCUGGGCGAGCUGGGCUGUGCUUGAGUUUCUGACUUGCUGCCAGAAGUUGAUCUUAAAUCUUAGGCUGUCCUUUUGUGUUGGUAACACUCUGUCUGUCUGUCUGUCUGUCUGUCUGCUGUCUCAGCUAGCCAUGGGCUUCCCCAAAGCCUGGAACCCUCCUUGUGAAGUUGGGAGCAUGUGGAAGCAGGGCUUCCCCUCUCCAACCCUGCCAGAGAGUUGUGCUGCAGGAGAAAGGUGACCCUAAGGAAAAAAAACAAAACCACAAAACCCCACAACUGGAAGAGCUUCCUCCCUGCACAGGCUUUAGCUCUGGAGAGUCCUGGGUUUUUGGUGCCUUAAAUUAUUGCACCUUGAAGCUAGAAAAAUAAUCUCCAAAUCAGUGCUGGAGCAUAGGCUGGCGUGGCACCAGUGCCACGGGGAAGGGUGAGGAGGGAGCAGGGCUGAGCUGGGGGAUGCUGUGAGGCUGUUCCCCCCUCGAGCUGCUGCAGAGAUGGGUUGGGUUGGGUUUGGUUUUUCAUUUGAGGUGUUAGAAAUGAUUUCUGCUCCCAGAUCCUGGGCAGGGAGGAGAAACAAAACAAACCAUCUCACCCUGCUGGGGUGCAGCAUGCUGAGGAACAAACUGCUGAUGAGAAUAAAUUUAAUUUCAUCUUGGGAAUAAAUGUUCUCCUUCCUCACUGAGAGCAUCUGGGGGUGGUUGGUCCCUGGGAUGGGCUGGGUGGACUCAGUCCUGGUGGUGGGAGGCUGGGCAGCUCAUGUCUGGGACAGUGUUCAUCAUUUCUUCAUUACUGAUGGGCCCACGGAGUUGGUGAGCAGGGUCUGAGGCUUCCCUGCAGCUGCUUUGCACAUUUUAUCUCCAUGCAGAGAGAAAGGAAAAAAAAAACCAACCAAACCAAGCUGUUGAGGGAGGGGCAGAGACCUUGAAGACCCCCUGGAGGUGUUGGUGUCCUGGCUUGGGCCCCGGGCAGGUCCUGGUGUGUUGGGAGGAGGUGACCAACUACUGCUCUGAUGGAGGAGUUUGUGGGAGCCUGGGGACCCCCCAGCCAUAGCUGAGCCUUUUCCAUCUCGUUCCUCCUCUCCUCACCACCAACCCCCUGCUCCUGGUGGCUUUGGCAGAGCCAGAGAACAGAAUGCUGGAAGUGGGGAACGUGAUUGGGGCUCCUUGAACAGAGCUGGGAGCAGGUUGGAGUCUGAGCUCUCCUGAGCUCCGUCAGCUCAGUCCUAGCAAAGCCCUUCAGCUCUGCUGACACCCCUGGCACGUCCCUGGAGAAGCUUUUUGGAGACCAGCUCAGAUCUUUUUACUUUUGUGUGCUGACAAACUGAGCUGGGGUCACCUCAGCUGAAGGCAAAGCUCUGCCAGGGGGGUUCUGUUUCCCUCCAAAACCUGCAGGAGCUUCCCUGGAGCAGCCUUCUGUCCCCUUCUGUCCCCUUCUGUCCCCUUCUCUCCACUUCUGUCCCCUUCUGUCCCUUUCUGUCCCCUUCUCUCCACUUCUCUCCACUUCUGUCCCUUUCUGUCCCCUCUUCUCCACGUCUACCUCGCUCUGCUGUGUCAAAGCAGUGGCUGAGGGGACGUGGAGGCUGCUCCUGGGGGGACCUGGUGACAACGGGUGCUACACUGACCUCUCUGCCUCUGGAAAAGGUCCCUGGUAGUUUGUAGAAGACCCUUUUGCCUAUCCAGCUGUGGCCAGACCCGAGCUGGAGGUCCCCAGGACAGACUCCAAGGAGAUGGUUGGGAUGUCCCUGCCCCAGGAGGAUCUUGGUGAAAUUUGCUGCUCGCCCUCCAGGGUGCUGUGGGUCUGAGAGUGGUACCUGGGGUGGCUUUGGCAGGAGCUGGUGCUGGGCUCCAGUUCUGCCCCGUUCCCCCCAGCAGCAUCUCAGGCUGAGCUGCUUCUGUCCCUUGGGUUUUCAGGUGCAGCAGACACUGGUUUGGGUGCUGGUCCA
Molecule: messenger RNA, 4900 nt
Organism: Calypte anna (Anna's hummingbird)
Lineage: Eukaryota; Metazoa; Chordata; Aves; Apodiformes; Trochilidae
Gene: SELENOI
Product: selenoprotein I
Exons: 10
Biological process (GO): phosphatidylethanolamine biosynthetic process
Cellular component (GO): Golgi apparatus; endoplasmic reticulum membrane
Molecular function (GO): ethanolaminephosphotransferase activity
Source: RefSeq, a predicted model, not a curated record